CAUAGAUGACAACAAUAAAGUCUGUGCUCGGCUUUCUUCACAAGUCCACGCCCCGCUGGCGUACAGUACAUGCCUGCAUGGUCUGGACGGAGAUCCAGGAAGGUUGACGGACAGAGAAGAAGGACCUCCGCACAUCAUGAUCCCAAAUCUCCCCGCAUGAAAAACGACUGAUCUUCCAACUCCAGCUCUGAUCUAAAGAAGGCACCAUGAUUCCUGUAAUGGAAUUCCGGCAGUUCUCUGAACAGCAGCCAGCGUUCAGAGUGCUGAAGCCGUGGUGGGAUGUGUUCACCGACUAUCUGUCUGUAAUCAUGCUCAUGAUCGGCGUCUUCGGAUGCACUCUUCAGGUAAUGCAAGACAAAAUCAUAUGCCUUCCUCAGAAAACAUCAGUGAACACAAAUGAAGUGGAAACGACGUCAUUGUUACACCUGCAACCCAAUACUUCAGCUGUACCGAGAGAAAUGAAGGGCCUGAAAACCAACCUGGAUCUUCAACAGUACAGUUUCAUCAAUCAGAUGUGUUAUGAGAUGGCUCUGCAUUGGUAUGCCAAGUACUUUCCUUAUUUGGUUCUUAUACACACCCUAGUUUUCAUGGUGUGUAGCAACUUCUGGUUCAAAUUUCCUGGCUCGAGCUCUAAAAUAGAGCAUUUUAUCUCCAUGCUUGGCAAGUGCUUUGACUCUCCGUGGACUACACGAGCUCUGUCGGAAGUCUCUGGGGAGAAUCCUGAAGAAAAGGACCAUAAAAAGACUACUAGGUCCAACAUUGCUGUGGCCCCUGGAGAGGGCAGUUUGGAGAAGACACAGUCCCUUCGGUCUAUCCCGGAAAAGAUUGUAGUUGACAAGCCGUCAGCAAGUGCUCUUGACAAAAAAGAGGGGGAACAAGCUAAAGCACUUUUUGAAAAGGUAAAGAAGUUCCGUUUGCAUGUUGAGGAGGGAGAUAUCCUCUACAUCAUGUAUGUUCGCCAGACAGUGUUCAAGGUGUUUAAAUUCCUCCUCAUCAUUGCAUAUAAUAGUGCCCUGGUGAAUAAGGUGCGGAAUAGAGUACGUUGUGAAGUUGAGAUACAGAACAUGACCGGCUACAAAGACUUUCAAUGUAAUCACACUAUGGCUCAUCUGUUUUCCAAGCUUUCGUACUGCUACCUGUGUUUAGUUGCUGUCUAUGGAUUUACAAGCCUUUACACCUCCUACUGGUUGUUUUACCGCUCACUGAAAGAGUACUCCUUUGAGUAUGUGCGACAAGAAACAGGCAUCAAUGACAUCCCAGACGUCAAGAAUGACUUUGCCUUCAUGCUACACAUGAUUGAUCAGUAUGACCCACUUUAUUCGAAAAGAUUUGCCGUUUUUCUUUCCGAGGUCAGUGAGAACAAACUGAAACAGCUCAACCUAAACCACGAUUGGACUGCAGAGAAACUGCGUCAGAGACUCCAGACCAAUGGCAACAACAGGCUUGAACUUCAGCUGUUCAUGCUCCCUGGGUUACCAGACACUGUCUUUGAGUUAACAGAGCUCCAGUCUCUUAAACUCGAAAUCAUCAACAAUGUCACCAUCCCUGCCUCAAUCUCUCAGCUGGAAGACCUUCAGGAGCUGUCUCUUUACCAAAGCUCUCUAAAGUUGCACACAACAGCUACCUCCUUCCUCAAAGAGAACCUUAAAGUGCUUCGCGUGAAGUUUGAUGAUAGCAGGGAAUUUCCAAACUGGAUGUACGGCCUGCGAAAUAUAGAGGAGCUCUAUCUCACAGGAUCACUAUGCCCUGAUGCCAAGAAUAUAGUUCUUGAGUCAUUGCGGGAGAUGAAGUGUUUGAAAACUCUCUCCCUUAAGAGUAAUUUGACCAAGAUACCGCAGUCCAUAGUGGAUGUUUCCAGCCAUCUGCAGAGGCUGUACUUACACAAUGAUGGCACUAAGCUAGUAAUGCUCAAUAACCUGAAAAAAAUGAACAAUCUGACAGAGCUGGAGCUAGUGCGCUGUGAUCUGGAACGUAUUCCACAUGCAAUCUUCAGCCUCACGAACCUGCAGGAGCUCGACCUGAAAGAGAACAACCUUCGCUCUAUAGAGGAGAUCAUCAGCUUCCAGCAUCUUCGAAAACUUAUUUGCCUUAAACUUUGGUACAAUGGCAUCAUGUAUAUCCCAGAGCAUAUCAAAAAGCUUGGCAGCCUAGAGCGCCUCUACUUCAGCAACAACAAGAUUGAGAUAUUGCCUUCGCACCUGUUCUUGUGCAACAAGCUGCGCUACCUUGACAUGUCCAACAAUGACAUCCGAUUCAUCCCUCCAGAAAUCGGAGUCCUUCAGAGUCUACAAUAUUUCUCUGUCACCUGUAACAAAAUUGAAAAUCUACCUGAUGAGCUCUUCUUUUGCAAGAAGCUCAAAACGCUAAAGCUUGGCAAGAACUCGCUGUCCAUCCUCUCACCAAAGAUUUCCUACCUAGUUCAUCUGACACACUUGGAGCUCAAAAGCAACCACUUUGAGGUCCUGCCACCAGAGCUGGGUUUUUGUCGUGCUUUGAAGCGCAGUGGCCUUGCAGUGGAAGACACAGUCUUUGAAACUCUGCCUUCAGAUGUCAGGGACCAAAUGAAGGCUGAGUGA
Scomber scombrus (Atlantic mackerel) is the source of this 2576-nucleotide messenger RNA. It is a transcript of the gene lrrc8c, whose product is annotated as leucine rich repeat containing 8 VRAC subunit C. Gene Ontology annotation, molecular function: protein binding. The record is from RefSeq and is a predicted model, not a curated record. Bases 207 to 2576 code for a protein of 789 amino acids. Lineage: Eukaryota; Metazoa; Chordata; Actinopteri; Scombriformes; Scombridae. The transcript has 3 exons.